AUGAACAUCUUACUAACUCACAGGCUUUCCCGCACGUUUGUCCGCUCACUUGCCCAGCCCACUAGAAUGGCUACCCAGCCAAUCAGAAUGGCCAGAGGCAUCUCUACAUCUAGAAUACUCCUCCAGACCAAGGUCCAGGAAAACAAGACCCAGGAAAAGCACAUCACUGCUGAGACCAUCCACGAUGUUACCGGCCCAGACUCCUCUUUGAUUGGUCCAGGUGCCCAGCCAGGUACCAUCCCAACCGACAUGGACCAGGCCACUGGUUUGGAGAGAUACGAAAUCUUGGGUAAGCGUGAAGGUAUUGAUGUCUUCGACAUGGAGAAGCCUAUCAAGGAAGGUAGCGGUACUUUGGCUGACCCCUUCUUGGUUCCAACUUACAUUGGCUACCGUUACGUUGGCUGCAGAGGUAAGGGUGGCGAGGACCACAAGGCUUACUGGAUGAAGGUUGAAGAGGACGAGCCUGCCAGAUGCUGGCACUGUGGUACGGUUUACGCUGCCAAGUACUUGGGUGAACCCGGCCACUCGCACCACUAA
Candidozyma duobushaemuli is the source of this 537-nucleotide messenger RNA. RefSeq names its product cytochrome c oxidase subunit IV (gene COX4). Lineage: Eukaryota; Fungi; Ascomycota; Pichiomycetes; Serinales; Metschnikowiaceae. The record is from RefSeq and is a predicted model, not a curated record. The coding region runs from base 1 to 537 and encodes 178 amino acids. The transcript has a single exon. Gene Ontology annotation, cellular component: mitochondrial envelope. Gene Ontology annotation, biological process: mitochondrial electron transport, cytochrome c to oxygen.